GGCGACGCUUCGUGUAUUUCCGUCUUUUUUCGGCUGGUUACAUGAAGAUGGAAUCUCCCAGUAAGAACUGGUUGCAACCGGUUGUUGGAUUUUUUUUGUGAGGGAAAAGACGAGCAGUAGUGAAAAAGCUCCCCACAUUCACUCCGCGAUAACACAUAUAAUAUAUAUUUUAGCAUAUUCAAUUGCAUUUUCAAAGCUUUAAGAUUUGCAGAGAGAUUAAAGAAACAAAGAGAGAAAAAGGCGCAUCAUCUUUAAGUUUGCACAGUAUUGCACAUCAAGACGCUAAUUUAUUUUCAACUGCAAUUCUGUAAGAAAGGAGGGGACGAAAAAGCGCACAAGAAAGCAAAAUAUCUCAUCAUUAUUGGAACAACUGUUGCCAACUGUUUUCGCUAAAGACCAAAGAGACUUUCUAUUUCGCUCCAGGAGCGGAGGAAAUAUUUUUUUAUUUUUUUCAUCUGAAAUAAAUCACAACUAAAAUUAAGGAGAAUCUCGAGAAGGGAUUUGCAAACCAUUUGGACCCCAUGCCAACAAUUAUGACUACCGACCACCCUGCACGUCAGCUUCUGGACUUUAACCAGAAGCUAGACAUCAACCUGUUGGAUAACGUGGUAAAUUGUUUGUAUCAUGGGGAAGGCCCUCAGCAACGAAUGGCACAAGAAAUAUUAACUCAUUUGAAGGAACAUCCAGAUGCGUGGACCAGGGUAGACACCAUUUUAGAGUUUUCCCAGAAUAUGAACACAAAGUACUAUGCCUUGCAAAUACUGGAAAAUGUGAUUAAAACACGUUGGAAAAUACUUCCCAGAAAUCAAUGUGAAGGAAUAAAAAAAUAUGUUGUGGGUUUAAUUAUUAAAACAUCGUCUGAGACCUUGGAGAAAGAUAAAGUUUAUCUGGGAAAACUGAAUAUGAUUCUUGUACAGAUCCUCAAACACGAGUGGCCCAAAAAUUGGCCUACGUUCAUCAGCGAUAUAGUAGGAGCCAGCAGGACCAGUGAGUCUUUGUGUCAGAAUAACAUGGUCAUUUUAAAGCUGCUCAGUGAAGAGGUGUUCGACUUCUCCAGUGGGCAGAUGACGCAGGUGAAAGCCAAGCAUUUAAAAGACAGUAUGUGCAAUGAAUUCUCUCAGAUAUUUCAGCUCUGUCAGUUUGUGAUGGAGAACUCUCAGAAUGCCCCUUUAGUCCACGCAACACUGGAGACUUUGCUGCGAUUUCUGAACUGGAUCCCUUUAGGUUACAUCUUUGAAACCAAGCUCAUCACUAGCUUGGUGUACAAGUUUCUGAAUGUGCCCAUGUUUCGGAACGUGACGUUGAAGUGUUUGACUGAGAUUGCUGGCGUCAAUGUCAGUCAGUAUGAUGAACAGUUCGUCUCCUUGUUUACAUUAACACUCAUUCAGCUCAAACAGAUGUUACCUGCCAAUACAAACAUACGGCUGGCAUAUGCAAAUGGAAAGGACGAUGAGCAGAAUUUCAUCCAGAACCUGAGUCUCUUCUUGUGCACUUUCUUGAAGGAGCAUGGCACCUUGGUAGAAAGAACACUGGAGCUCAGAGAGGCACUCUUGGACGGUCUACACUACAUGAUCCUGAUAUCAGAAGUGGAGGAGAUUGAGAUUUUUAAAAUUUGUUUGGAGUACUGGAAUCACCUAGCAGGAGAGCUUUAUCGCGAGAAUCCCUUUUCCAUCAGUGCCUCUCCUGCUCUGGGGAAUCCUCACAGUGAUGUGCCUCCUCGGAGACAGAUCUACCUCCCAGUGCUAUCGAAGGUGAGGCUUAUAAUGAUCAGCCGAAUGGCAAAACCAGAAGAGGUGCUUGUGGUAGAGAAUGAACAGGGAGAAGUAGUUCGGGAAUUCAUGAAAGACACAGACUCCAUCAAUUUGUACAAGACUAUGAGGGAGACGCUUGUGUACCUCACACAUUUAGACUACGCUGACACUGAAUGCAUUAUGACUGAAAAGUUGCACAACCAAGUGAACGGUACAGAAUGGUCAUGGAAGAAUCUCAACACACUUUGCUGGGCCAUUGGCUCCAUCAGUGGCGCAAUGCAUGAAGAGGAUGAGAAACGUUUCCUCGUCACAGUCAUCAAGGAUUUGUUAGGUCUCUGUGAACAAAAACGUGGGAAAGAUAACAAGGCCAUUAUUGCCUCCAAUAUAAUGUACGUGGUGGGGCAGUAUCCCAGGUUCCUGCGAGCCCAUUGGAAGUUCCUGAAGACUGUGGUGAACAAGCUCUUCGAGUUUAUGCACGAGACACACGAUGGAGUGCAGGAUAUGGCUUGUGACACAUUUAUCAAGAUUGCACAGAAAUGUCGACGUCAUUUUGUACAAGUGCAGGUGGGAGAGGUGAUGCCUUUCAUCGACGAGAUCUUGACCAACAUCAACACCAUCAUAUGUGAUCUACAGCCUCAUCAAGUUCACACAUUCUAUGAAGCUGUUGGUUACAUGAUUGGAGCUCAAACUGACCAGACCGUCCAGGAACAUCUGAUUGAAAAGUACAUGCUUCUGCCUAACCAGGUCUGGGACAGCAUCAUUCAGCAAGCAACCAAGAACGUGGAUAUUCUGAAGGACGCAGAGACUGUGAAGCAGCUUGGGAGCAUUCUGAAGACCAACGUGAGAGCCUGCAAGGCUGUUGGACACCCAUUUGUAAUCCAGCUGGGACGGAUAUAUCUGGACAUGCUCAACGUGUACAAGUGCUUGAGUGAGAAUAUCUCAGCUGCUAUCCAGGCAAAUGGUGAAGUUGUUACCAAGCAGCCGUUAAUCAAAAGCAUGAGGACAGUGAAGAGGGAGACACUGAAACUGAUAUCUGGGUGGGUGAGCCGGUCAUCGGACCCGCAGCUGGUUGCGGAAAACUUCGUGCCCCCGCUGCUUGAUGCGGUGCUGAUCGACUACCAGAGGAAUGUCCCUGCAGCCCGAGAGCCUGAAGUGUUGAGUACCAUGGCCACGAUAGUGAACAAACUGGAGAACCACAUCACUGCGGAGGUCCCGCAGAUCUUUGACGCCUUGUUUGAGUGCACUCUGGAAAUGAUCAACAAGGAUUUUGAGGAGUAUCCCGAGCACAGGACUAACUUCUUUCUGCUUCUUCAAGCAGUCAAUAGUCACUGUUUCCCUGCCUUCCUGAACAUACCUCCAGCCCAGUUCAAAUUGGUUCUUGACUCCAUUAUCUGGGCUUUCAAACACACCAUGAGGAACGUGGCUGACACAGGUUUGUCUAUACUUUAUACCUUGCUGCAGAACGUAGCACAGGAAGAAGCAGCUGCUCAGAGCUUUUACCAAACCUAUUUCUGUGACGUUCUCCAACAUAUAUUCUCCGUAGUGACGGAUACGUCGCACACUGCUGGGUUGACGAUGCACGCUACCAUCUUGGCAUACAUGUUCAGCUUGGUGGAAGAUGGCCGAAUCACUUUGUCUUUGAGCCCAGCGACUCCCAACGUUAACAAUCAGAUCUUCGUGCAGGAGUUUGUGGCCAAUUUGCUGAAAACUGCCUUCCCUCACCUCCAGGAUGCACAGAUCAAAAUUUUUGUGACUGGCUUGUUCAGCUUAAACCAAGACAUUCCAUCUUUCAAAGAACAUUUGAGAGAUUUCCUUGUACAGAUAAAGGAAUUUGGUGGAGAGGACACUUCGGACUUGUUCCUGGAAGAGAGAGAAUCAGCCUUGCGCCAGGCUCAGGAGGAGAAGAGAAAGCUUCAGAUGACGGUGCCUGGAAUAUUAAACCCACACGAAAUCGCAGAGGAGAUGUGUGACUGAAUGAACCCAAAGUGUUGAGAGGGUAGCAGGGGUGGGUGGGGAAUGAAUGACAAAGGGGCAGUGAAGAAGAGAAUUAGUGAAAAGGACAGUGGAACAGAUCCUCUAUCCAUCAUGUAUGGAGGGAUGUUUUAAGAUUCCAGUUUUGUUUCCAUAUAGCUCGGCAGCGGUUGGUCAGAGGAGCAGGGGAUGUUAUCACUUAACAGUUCACUUUUUUUUCCCUUUCUGGGUAAGACCCAUGUUUGCAAAUUGUCAACCCAAAUGUCUAAAUCUGCAGCUGCUCAUCCUCAGCUGGGCAAGCAGAGUUCAUCUUAAACAUGCUGAAUCUCUUGUUGAGGUAAGACCGGUUGGUUGGCUUAGCAAGAACGGCAUCAAGUUGUAUAGGGCUAGAUGAUUUGACUGAAUUGAUCCAAGUGUUUGAAAAAGGGCAGGGUGGCGGUGAAUAAAAGCCCUGGAGGGGAAGUUAUUCAUUUUGCACAAGUACUGAGAAUGGUUUGGGGGAGGUUUAAAAAAGAGACUUGGUUAGUUGAGUUGUUCGUUGAUGUCCAGGAGGGUUUGAGUUGGGGAUAGGGUGACGGAUCCACCCGGUGUAGCUUAUAACCUGCUCGUGCUAACAUGUAUACAUGCUGUGAAUUUUUCAACAUGUGCCUAGCCACAAACCCCUUCUUCAACCCCAGCCUCCCCGUCCCACCCUCUUCAUCGAGAGAAAAUGCCAGGCUGUGCCUCCUAGUUAGCAGGGUGUUGUGGCAACUGUUUGUUGUCUGCAAACUAUGAAACAAGGUAGGUUCAGUGGGGAGGAAGGAGUGGGUCUCCUCGUGGGUUUGAAAGGAUUCUGCUCAGUGAGGAGGGAGGGUUGGGGUAAGGAUUUCGAAAUAUUUUAAGACAUAUCAGCACUUCAGUUUUUAAAGGAACCGUUCUCUCCUUUUGAUGCCAAACGUGCCGGUUUUUGUGCAACACUUUUGUUCUGUGUGUGCGUGUGUAAACAGUGUUGGGGCACAUUCGCUCCGCUGAGAAGAAGGUACCACAGCUGGGCUGUGCGGGUGCAGCUGGUUUCUGUCUCACGAGAGGUGUGAUAUUUCAUUCAUUCCAUUACACCUCACCAUUUUAGUUCCUGGCUGUCCUGCUGCUGCUGCCGCCUGUCUCUCCUUGUGUCCUCGCCCUGUCUGUCUCUCUGUGCCCUGCCCUUGGUCUGUCUGUCUGUGCACUCGUUCCCAUCUGUCUCUCCUCUGUUCUUCCCAGAACUUGCGCUCUCAAAGGCCUUUUCCCCCAAUUGUCCUGCGUGGUCUCCUCUCCAUUCUGCUCCCCUACCUUUUGUCGGCUAACUCCAGAUCACUAUCUUGUGGAGUUUAAACUUCUGCAGACAUUGAAAUGUAAGGAAUCAAUGGAUCAUAAAUAUUCUGCGGUCUGUAUUUUUGCUGUCCUUGGUUUUCCUGUUUUCUCUCUGUCUCAAUUUGCGUGUGUCCUAUUCUGCCGACACCACUAGGACUUCGCUUUGGAAAAGGAAGAUAUCUGAUUAGACGGGCACUGAGUUUAAAAUAGCUUAAAGUUCCAAUUCAAACUUGUUGUUUCUGUUGGUGGUGGUGGUGACAGGAACGGGAAUAAUCCUAACGGAAACCAUCCUGUUUGGAGCCAGGAAAGAGGGGCUUGGGGAGAAAGUUUGCCUGGGUUUGAUUGACUGGAAUAUUCAACUGGCUCACCAGUUCACUCCUCUACUGAACACAAAUGUUAAAUCACCCGAUGAAUGGGUUAAUUGAGCAGCAGAAGGAAAUGCCUAAUGAGUAGAGGGUAAUUUUGAUUAAGGAAGAGAGAUUGAGAGCAUUUGCUUUAAGAACCAAACCAGAAUAAACCCCUGUUUCACUCUGUUCCACAUGCAUCUUUCCAUUCAUUAUUGGUGGCCUGUUUCCCUGUAUCCCUAAUAAAUGAGGGGGCCCUCUGUGGUACAUCUGUGAUGUUAGUUUAUGAAUUAUUGGAGCAUGUCUUGUGUUCUUUCAUUUUAAACAAUCCUUUUGUCCUUGCAGUAAUUCCAGCUCCUCUUCCUAUGGCUGUGGGGAACAGGACCUUGAAAGGGAUGGCAUAAUCUUUCAAAACGGGGAGAGAUAGUUAACAGUGAACUCAUUGAGAAGUGCCACAGGACUGAUUUAGAGUUCUGCUCUGUCAUUCCUACUUAAAAUGAUCAAAAAGGGAGGAUAAGAUAAACUCGUGGCCUGCUAUUUCUCCCUUAAUAUGUGAACAAGUCUCGGUUUUCAAACACUUAGUUUAUGUGCUGAGUUAAUCCAUAAAGUGUACCAUCGCACAAUAUCCUGUGGCACUGCUGCAUGUGUAGCAACAUGUGCUGUGGGUGGUAGGUAUUUUUGUAAAACUGAUAUAUCCUGUUCAACAAAAACAUUUCAAACAGCUUGCUAGUGUUUGGUCCAAGAGUAUCUUUUAUUUAGACACUCUAAAUCUCAUUGCAAACAAGGCAGAUUGACAUUGUACCCACUUUCAUGCAGAUAUUUUCAUUUCAACACCUCAAUGUCUUUUUAAAUUAGCUCUGAUAUUUCUAGAGGUGAAUUUGUCUGACAUGACAGAUUUUUGUUCCUUAGUGCCUCUUUUAUUUUUCAUGUAAAAUAAAAACCUUUUGAGUCAUUAAUUGGACAAUCAGUUAAGCCUCUUCAUCUCACACAGUCCUGUCCAAGAAAAGCAAAGUUGGUAGAUUACUGUAUUAAAAUAUUGCAUCUCUUUCCUUACCUCUGCCUUAUUCUCUGCACCUUGUCUGGGUCAAGUUGUGCCGUUGGGAAGGUAGGGGUGGGGGAGAAAGCUGGGGUUAAUUCUGUAUUCGUGGCAGACACCAGAAAUAAUCUGCCUGGGUCUCACUAACAUUGUGUUAUACACGCAUAUACAGUAAUAGUGUUCUACCCACAGUGUGUGCGCCUGUGCAAAUGGGGUUCUCUUAUGUGCAUCAUCUGAUUCUGUUUAAUGCUUUGAGGAAUUGACUAUGGACUGUCUUUGUCUUUCAAUACUUGUACAGAAAGUCUUGUUUAAAAUCUGUGUAAUUUAACUGUGUUACACUGUAUUAGAAAACGCUUUUUUGUUGGCAGAAUUUGUAGCAGGAUAUUGCAAGUGAACCUAGGAGCCUGCAACCUCCUGCUAAUCAGAGUACCUCCCUCCUUUUUUAAAACAAACUUGUACAGGUUGUAAUUAAGAUGAUUAGAAUAGAAAUGUUGACAUUUUUUUAAUAAAUACGAUUCGAUAAAUUAGUCGGCAGUUGCAUUUUACUGGUGAGUUUGUUGUGACGUGUAUCACAUGUUUUGUACUUUGUGUUUAAACUGGCUUGUGUGCUAACCCAUAAAAUACUUGCUUCCAUUCUGCUAUUUUUUAUUAAUUUUAAACAAUUCAUUUUUCCUCUGUGAAGAGUGAUCUAAAUGCAGCAGGACUUCAAAUGAUUUUAAGAGUGUCACUCUGGUUCACUUUGAGAAGUGUGUGUGUGUGUACUAAAUAAUGUGCACUACGUCUUGUUUUGAAAGAAAAACACCAAAGCACGUCACUAACAAUAAGGUGGCUGGCUUUCGUUGCUAGUUACAGUCAUGUGUGGUUGAGCACUCACCUUGCACAAGCUCGCUUUGACCCAUUUCUUCCUCCCCCACACUGGACCAGUUGAUGUCGAGUCACUGAGAGCCUUUCUCUGUGCUUACUCUUUUCUGAUGUUUUAGUUGAAGGACAAAGGUGUGUGGUGGGCCAGUGAACAGAAAUGGUUUUGCCCCCUCUUUUUGUUCUAGUUUAAUAGUGGAAAUUACAGCCACCAAGUGGUGAUUCUAAACCAAACUGUCCACUUCUAUUGGAAGCAGGGAUGAACCAUGAAAGUUAGAGACAUGCUGUUGAAUUCCAGUGUUAUUCCAAAUAUGUCUUUUCAAUGACUUUUCACAGGAACAUUGCAGACACGUGGUGCGAGAGAUUACCAGUUGAAUUUUAUACAGUGAAAUGAACAUCUUUCUGGAACUCUUCCUGUGCAAACUUGGCAACUGAAGCAUCCUUCAGAAUAAUAUCAAUAAAUUCUAGAGUCCCAUACAAACAGAGAUAAUAAGUAAUAUAUAUUUUAAAAAAUUGUGAUUAGAUUUAAUUUAGAAACAAGAACAAAAAUUCAGAUGAUGAAAAACUGAAAUAAAAAAACAUGAAACACUCAGCAAGUCCAAAGCAUCCAUGGAAAGAGAACAGCUAAUGGUUCAAGAUACUUUGUCAGAAAUGGGGGAAAAGAUUUUAAAAUUUGUCAUUAUGGCUCAAAUUUUCAUUUUUUACUGGUAUAGUUUGACGUGCCCAUUAGCCUUCCUAUUAAAAUGAUGCACUGCACAGUCAAAGAAACAUUAAUGUGUUUCUAACUGCUGCAUUAACUCAUUCAUUUCUGCCUUAUCGGAGAUAUUCCCUUUGUUCUAACAAUGCCUCCUCCACAUCUGCUACUGGAAACCAACGUGUUUUCUUUCUUUCCCGGUUCUGACAAAGGUUUCAGAUACAGAACUUUUAGCUGUUUCUCUUUCCACAGAUGCUGCCUGACUUGUAGAGUGUUUCCAGCACUUUUGUGUUUUUAAUUUGGGACGAUUCAGUGUGUAAGCUCUGAUUUUCCGUGAACUGCUAUUUAAUAUUUAAGAGUCUAGAGGAGGAAUCCAAAAAUAAUACACUGCACUGAACACAGUUUUUGAUUAGUUAAGUAUAACUAUUACAAAAAUAAACUUUAAAAUACAAUGGUCAAUGAAGAUUACAUACACACUAACUAUAAUCAUUAUCAAUAUUGCAUUACAGUAGCCAGAAUCGUGAACCUACUUGCUGCUGAGAGUUUUGGUGAUUGUUACAUUGCCAGGGACACAGAGUGUAGAGGGACAUAGUUGGGAUUUCCACUGUGUAUAUUAGGCCAUUAUAAGAGGGUGUAGCCAUUGAUCUAAUAAUUGAAAAGACAACCAUUCAAGAACCUAAUUUCUCCUCCUUAUUCCCCAUACCCAUUGCCGCAAUCCAUUGAUUCUUAAAUGUUUCCUGAUUUUUGUUUUCGCUCCCUCCUGUGGUUUCCAACUGGAAGCCUAUGUAUUGAUUGUGUGUUUUCUAUACCAGCUCUCUCGCCAUUUGAUUAAUUCUUUUUGUGAACAACCCAAUAGCAUUCUGCAGCAUGUCGUAAUACAAAUAAUUUAACAUCUCAGAGUUGUACAAUAGCUUGCAACACACUCUAGCCUAUAGUCUGCACAAAAAUACAUGGACAGCAUUGCUUUUAAGUGAGAAGAUGGUCUUGAUUGGCUCCCAGUAUCACUUUCCUUCCUUAGAUUCCAGCACUAACUCUGUGUCCCUGCUUUUCACCCUCCCCUCUCUUCUCUUCCUCCCCCCCAACCUACAUCUCUCCCUUUCCCUUUUUAAUUGUCUGCUUCAACCUAUUACCCACCUGCCUCUCUCUCCCAACUCCAUCCCUUCCCUCCCCCACUUGGCUCCUUCUUCCUGCCAUCCUUCCACCCCAUGGUCGCUGUAUCAUUCCUCUUUACACUGGCUAACUUCCCUCACCACACACAAUUCUGACGUAGGCUCUCCAGCCCAAACAUCGACAACUCCUCUCCCCUCUCCGAUACAGCUUAACCCACUGAGUUCCUCCAGUAAUUUGUUUUUUGACUUGGUCUUGAUUGUUCAAUUUCAGUUUCUAUUGACUAGAAUAUUUUAUUUUUCUGCGAUACAAUAAUCUUGACUUUUAACAUAUUCCAAGUUGUAAUCUUCAUCUUAGUGUGUUGUAAUACCCAAAGUAUGCUCUCUUAUUCUGAAGGAACUGCAACCAGUUUUAUUUUCUUCCAGUUGUGGGGUAACCUGUUUGUGAAGUUAGUCAGUCAAUGACAAGUGGUAAAUCUUGCUCAAUUUAAGUAUUUGAUUCCAACACUGGCUCUGUGUCCCUGCUUUUCACCCUCUAAGUUGGUGAGCAGUGUGGUGGUGAACAGGGUUACCUUGUCAUCCAGUAACGUUUUGGGUAGUUUUUGUAAGACAUUCCGUUGUCGUUGCGAUCUUUUCAUUAAAUGUCCCUAUGCACAGCAUCUGUAUGAACAGCUGAGCCUUUGCCAACUUGUCCUUCUGAUGUUUGUUAGUAUGAGUUGUGAUGACCCUUCCCUGCUUCUGUAUCCUUAUUUGAAGUUGGCAAAAUUGUACAUGAGGUUCUGCUUCUGCACCAGUAUGUGUGUUAAGGUGGGUAAAUUUCACAAGUUUACAGCACAUUUAUGGCUUUAAUAUUACAAAUGUGGUUUUUGAUGAAAAGGUGUGAAAUCUGCAAUAAAUCCAAUUAUUUCUCUGCUGUCGUCUCCAAAACUACAAGGAAAAACAUUGUACAAAAUUGCAUUGUUUUAAUUUUGUUCUAUAUAGUGAAUAUUUACUAGCUGAGAAAGUACAUCAAGCAAGGUUUUAUUUCUAAGAGUGAAUUUAUUUUUUACUGGUUUUAAGUGUGUGAUAUAGACAAGUAAGACUCCAUUGUUUUAUUAAUUUCACUUGUACAUCUGCCUAUAUCAUUAAAAUAUAGAGACGAUGACAGUAUUGUUCCCUAUCUCAUGGGUGGUUGAGAAACCCCUUUGUUAAUAGUAGCUAUGUGCUUUUUCCUCUUCACCAUUCUGGGUAGGUAAAUGAGGUAACAAACUCUGUGGUAUUACUGAUUUAAUAUUGAGAACAUUUUCAAAGAAGUUAACUUUAUACCACUUAUGCUUACACGGAUUGAGUUUUAUUUAUAUUUUUACUCAUUAAUUCAGUUUAUACUUUGGGGCAAGUUAAUAUCAAAAUACUUGCUGAAAGAUUGGAUGACAUCUGAGUGAUAAAUGACUUUGAAUUUAACAGGCAGCAUUAGAGCUCAAAAAAAGCCAAAUGCUCAGCAGGUUUAUUGAUUUUUAAAAGGAGGUGGAGAGGUACUAACAGCAACACAAACACAAUGCUGGAGGAACGCGGCAGGCCAAGCAGUGUCUAUGGAAGGACAUGGGCAGUCGAUGGUUUUGGUCAAGACCCUUCAUCAGGACUGGAAAGAGGGGAGAAGCCCCUUGAAACAUUGACUGCCCAUCUCCCUCCAUAGAUGCUGCCUGACCUGUUGAAUUCCUCCAGCAUUGUGUUACUCCAGAUUUCUAGCAUCUGCAGUCUCUCUUGUGUCUCCAGGUACUAACAGCAACUGUGGUAAACUGCAUUCACAAGUUUUUUUUAAUAUAUAUAUAUAUAUAAUAUAAAAACUGACCCCCUCUUUGUCCAUCUCCCAUACUCCAAUGUGCAUUAGAAAGAUUUUCAUUGGGUUUCAUGAAAAUGUUUUCUUAAAAACAGCUGGAUAAGUAUCUGGCAAAUGUGGAAAUGCAAAAUUUAAAAACUGUUUUAAGGUUCAGAGAUUGUGUGUGUGUUAAAUUCUUCAAUUGCUGGUGUUUGCAAGAUUUACUGUUAUUUCCAGUGUAAACACCUAAUUGACCUUGGAUAACUGUAACUAAGAUCUUAAUGCUGAUAUGUGAAAACUUAUCUAAAUUCUAAUGAAGUAUUGACUGGCAUUCUUUAAUUGGAGUGCUUGAUUGUACCUUUUCAUAUGUCCCAUAUCUGGGACUAAAAUGUAAAGAAAAAAAACUGCCUUAAAUUGACUGCUCCAUUUGUCUUUAUGUUGCAUAUUUAUGCUUGAAGUUGAAUUGUUUGCUUGACUAAAGACUGCAACCACUAGCAAUGCCUUCAAAGCAAUGGGUUGAGGCAGUCCCAUAGUAAAGAAAACAGGUAUACAUGUAGCACCUUUUGUAACUCAAUAUGCCAAAGUCAAUCUAGUAUCUGAAGUCUAGGAGGAGCUGCUUAUUUUGUGCAUGUAUGGCCAUCUCAUUAAU
Pristis pectinata (smalltooth sawfish) is the source of this 11533-nucleotide messenger RNA. RefSeq names its product exportin-1-like. Bases 522 to 3725 code for a protein of 1067 amino acids. Gene Ontology annotation, molecular function: nuclear export signal receptor activity; small GTPase binding. The transcript has 25 exons. Gene Ontology annotation, cellular component: cytoplasm; nucleus. Gene Ontology annotation, biological process: protein export from nucleus; ribosomal large subunit export from nucleus; ribosomal small subunit export from nucleus. The record is from RefSeq and is a predicted model, not a curated record. NCBI's taxonomy places the organism in Eukaryota, Metazoa, Chordata, Chondrichthyes, Rhinopristiformes, Pristidae.